This is a messenger RNA of Dioscorea cayenensis subsp. rotundata (Guinea yam), 3670 nucleotides long. RefSeq names its product PH, RCC1 and FYVE domains-containing protein 1. The transcript is spliced from 9 exons. The record is from RefSeq and is a predicted model, not a curated record. Gene Ontology annotation, molecular function: metal ion binding. The coding region runs from base 63 to 3335 and encodes 1090 amino acids. Lineage: Eukaryota; Viridiplantae; Streptophyta; Magnoliopsida; Dioscoreales; Dioscoreaceae.
CCUUCUUUUCUUCUUCUUCUUCUUCUUCUUCUGCUCCUUGUGUUGUUGUUGUUUUUGUUUGAAUGAGAGCACAUGAAAGAGAAGAAAUGGCUGAGAGAUGUGUGAGGACUGCUCCUUCUGAUAGAGGUGUUGAAAAGGCUCUUGUUGCUCUGAAGAAAGGUGCUCAUCUUCUGAAAUGUGGGAGGAGAGGCAAGCCCAAGUUCUGUCCUUUCAGACUUUCUUCGGAUGAGAAACUUCUAAUUUGGUACUCAGGAGAAAAGGAAAAACACUUGAAGUUGAGUGCUGUCUCCAAGACUGUAUUUGGCCAAAAAACUAUAAAUUUUCUAAGGCAGCCUCAACCAGGAAAGGAAUCUCAAUCCUUUUCAUUAAUAUACCUAAAUGGCCAACAAUCACUUGACCUGAUUUGCAAAGAUAAGGAACAAGCUGAAACUUGGUUUCUAGGCUUAACAGCAUUGGUGUCUUGUUUUCAUCACCCUAGACCUUUGAUGAGUCUAAGAAAUGCAAGAGAUGCACAGAGUUGCAUUAAUAGCCCAAUGGGCUAUUCCCGGAGGAAGAACAAUCUUGGACUCUUGCAAGAUCCACCGAAGCUCUCAAAGGUGCGCAGUCUCUAUGGGAGUCCUCCUCGGUCGAUACUAGAAAGAUACAUUUCUGAUAGAGUAUUGGAUUCUCCUGAUAUCUUUCAUUCUUCACGACAAAAAUCUUUAUCGGAUAUGCAAUUGAUUGUGGAAAAAAUGGUGCCUCAAUCACCUCUUUUGGUCUCAACCAAUUUUAAGGAUCACAGAGAUUUUAGUAUUGUCAGAAAACAGAGAAUGUCGAGUUCUAGAAUACAGGUAAUUGAUAGUGAAUCUAAUGCGGCAGAAGACACUGAUGUAUUGAAAGAUGUUUUCAUGUGGGGUGAAGGAGUAGGAGGAAUUCUGGGUGGUGGAUUAAAUGGCUUUGAAACCAAUGACUCAAAUUGUGAUUCUGUAUUGCCGAAAUUAAUGGAAUCAACCAGAAUGCUUGAUGUGAUGAACAUUUCUUGUGGACAAAAACAUGCUGCAUUGGUUACCAGACAAGGUGAAGUCUUCUGCUGGGGUGAAGAGAAUGGUGGGAGAUUAGGCCACAAGAUCAACAUGGGUGUUCCUUCUCCUAAAGUUGUUGAAUCACUAAGCAAUGUCAAUGUGAAUUCAAUUGCAUGUGGAGCUCGACACACUUGUGCAUUGACAAAUUCAGGUGAAGUUUAUGUUUGGGGAGACAUCGGUCAUGGCAUUGGCCUUUCAGGUGAAGGAUGCUCAAGAAGCCGGUGGUUACCUCAAAGAAUGGCCGGUUUAUUGGAUGGUAUACAUGUAUCAAAGGUUUCGUGUGGAGAAUGGCACACAGCUAUUGUUUCUUCGUCCGGGCAGUUAUUCACAUAUGGAGACGGAACAUUUGGAGUUCUUGGGCAUGGGAAUCUACAGAGUUUUCUUGAACCGAAAGAAGUCCAGUCAUUGAAAGGAUUGCGUGUUAAGGCUGUCGCUUGUGGACCCUGGCAUACUGCUGCUAUUGUAGAAGUCAUGGCUAGUCAUUACAAGAGUAAUGCUCUCGGUGGCAAGCUAUUCACUUGGGGAGAUGGCGAUAAAGGGAAAUUAGGACAUGGUGAUAUGGAGAGAAAGCUUCUUCCAACAUGCGUGGCUUCGCUUGUGGAUUGUGAUUUUCUUCAAGUAUCCUGUGGAAGAACGUUAACUGUUGCACUCACUGUUACUGGCAUUGUUUUUACUAUGGGAAGUGCAAUGAAUGGACAGUUAGGUAAUCCUCAGGUUGAAGAUAGAUCCAUUGCAACUGUUGGAGGUCUUCUAAAAGCUGAAUUUGUCAAGGAAAUCUCCGCUGGUUCAUUUCACGUUGCGGCAUUGACAACAAAAGGAAAAGUUUACACUUGGGGUAAAGGUGCAAAUGGAAGACUUGGGCUAGGUGAUGUUAAUGACAGAAAUUCUCCGGCUUUGGUGGAAGCAUUGGAAGAUCGGUAUGUGCGGAGUAUAGCGUGCGGGUCCAGUUUCACUGCUGCGAUAUGCUCUCACAAAUCGAUGUCUAGUAAAGACCAAUCCAUCUGCAGUGGAUGCAAAAUGGAUUUUGGAUUCACUAGAAAGAAACAUAAUUGCUACAACUGUGGAUUUGCUUUCUGCCAUGCUUGUAGCAGUAAGAAAGCUAUGAACGCAUCUUUAGCUCCGAAUAAGAGCAAAUCCUGCCGUGUUUGUGAUCCAUGCUUUGUUCAGCUGACAAAAGUACCAUAUCUUAAAUCAAGAACUGAACUUGCAAGCCCAAGAUUACCAUUUUUAUCGAGAAAGGGAUUGUCUGAAUCAAAGGUAAUCAGGCAAGAAACACUAUUCUCAGGGCCAAAUAGAUCGAAAACCAAAUCAAAUGAAGAAGAAGCAAUGAGAACACAAGGCAGCAACAAGCAUGAUCAAGGUCCAGUUGCACUGUUCAUUAGUAGUACUGAAAGAUGGGGGCAGGUCCCAUGCCCUCCACAAUUCAAUGAACACAAUGGCAUCAUACCAUUUUCUGAUAAAGAGAUAUCUGACAUUUCUCAUGUUCAUGCAUGGGGAAGCCCGCUUUCGGUGGAAUCUUUUCCUCCAAAUGCUACUUCCUUGAAACAAGAUUUGAACGUUUUAGAUAAGAUGCUCACCGAAGAAAUUAAGCGACUGAAUGCUGAGGCAACGGUGCUUGAACAACAAUGCCAAUAUAGAAGUCAGAAGCUUCAACAUUAUAAGCGCAGAAUUGAGGAGACAUGGUUGCUAUCAAAAGAUGAAGCUGCAAAGUGCAAAGCAGCAAAAGAUGUUAUCAAAGUCCUCACACAUCAGAUGAAUGUGCUAUCAGAAAAGGCUUCGACAGCACAACCAACAAACAACAUAAGAUCUGAACCUGAUGAAAACAUUCACCCAACAGAACUCUCAGAAACAGGCAAUUCCAAGACGAUUCUCGUUGGUUCUCAUUUGUCACAUGAUGCUAGGAUUAUGGAAGGAAGGCAAAUGGAAGGUUCAGUUCGACCAUCAUCUAAUGGUUUAACAGGAGCCGGCAGUGUGGUAAAGUCUCAGCAUGAAACAAGAUCAACUGAUGGUACAUUAGUAACCAAGGCUGAUAGAAGAACGAAUGAAAUCAAUGGAUCUAAAGAAGAAUGGGUUGAACAAGAUGAGAUUGGUGUUUACAUUACAUUCAUUGCAUUGCCAAGUGGUCAGAGAGGUCUGAAACGCGUCCGAUUUAGCCGGAAGCAUUUUAGUGAGAAGCAAGCAGAACGAUGGUGGAAGGAGAAUGAGACUAGAAUAUACACAAAGUACAAUGUUGAGCAGAUUUUGACCUCAGGAAGAAACAGGACAGUGCGUUAGUUUCAUUUCAUCAUCCACCAUUACAGGAUGUCGAUAAUGGAGUGUUCCUGCAGAUUACAUACACAACAGAAAACCAAAUCACCAAGCAAUUCAUUGGGAGUCUGCCGAGAAUUUACAGUGUGAAGCCAAAACCCAAUUUCCUUCCAAACAUUUUAUCAGAUUGCAGUGUGAAGCUGAAAUCAUAUCGUCUUUCUGGUUGGUUUCGACUUUCAAGAUGACAUUGGCCCUCUUCAGGUGUAUACAAGAGGUUCAAUACUUAUCACACUUAUAUACUUGUGAAGAAUGCAAUAAAUUCAGUGUAUAUUUUUAGCUUUUUGAAUAUAAGAAAACUAUGG